AUGGGAAUGCUUUUAGCGCCGCGAGCGGACAUGAUUCUCAGCAGCGAUCCCGCGGAGCGCGGCGCCAAGCUCCAAUUCGCAGCGCCUGAUUACAGACCCCCAGCAGGCCGGUCGCGCCGUAGAAGCUUCAACGAGCCUUCGUUCGAGUCGUGGCGCAUCAGCCGACCAAUUUCAGACUCUUCCGCCUGUCCCGCCGAGCCUGCCGCGUCCGACCCCUCCCCUCAUGCCCCAUCCGCGUUGUCCUCUCCCGCUGCUUCUGGGUCGUCGUCGCCUGUCGCCGUUCCUCCCGCGAGCAGCAGAAGUCAUCCUAGUCCCGCCGCCGCGUUCCCCACGUCUCUCUCGUCUCCUGCCGGCUCUCCUCAAUUUACCUCCUUCCUCUCGUCACGCUCCACGCCCCCGUUUCUACUCGACCAACCUAAUGCGCUCAGCGUUCCGCGGCGCCCUUCGAGAAGCAUUGACAUCACCGUGACCGACGGCGCGUCGCGGUCGUCGUACGAGAGCUUCGGCUCGACCGCCGCUGACCCUCUGUCCCCCGCAUUCGCCACGAGUUCCUCCCCUCCGUGCCCCUCCUCCCCCUCCUAUCACUGCGUUUUCCCCUCGCCGCCUCCCAGCCCGCCAUCCGAGCGCCAUGAUCUUAGCCCUUUUCUUUUCGGGAGUCCUAAAAAAGCAACAAUUAGCCCAUCCCUCGAGCCGUACCAGGCUAGUAGCCCCUUCCAAAGCGCCCCGCAGAGUCCUCAUGGACGGGGGAUAAGAUCUGUCGGGAGCUCGCCACGUGGCAGUUCCGCGUUGACUGCGAAGAGUGAGCGGCUCGGCGGAAGCUGUCGCUGGACCGGCGGGCCGUCCAAUCCCCCCAUCCUUUCUUCCGCCUCCCCGGCGGGCGUUCCUUCCGCCUCCGCGCGCAGUCGGCGCUCGACGCGCCACCUCCCACCGCUCGCGCAGGACCCCGCUUCCGCCGCGUCGUCGUUCGCCGUCGUCACCGCCACAGCGGCAUUGGCGGAAGCGCGGCGGCUGAAGCGCGCAUCGUCGUCGUCGUCAGGACUCGAGGGGAAGGGCUGGUUCUCUUUUCACCAUCCCGCCGCCACCCCCUCCCCGCCCCAAGCAGCCCCGUCCCAACGGCUAAGCAGCACCCAUCCCCGCUUUCACCGCCGGCACGGCUCCGCAUCGUCAUCCUCUGGCUCGGGAUUCCGCGCCGUGUCGCACUUCCCCGUCGAUCGCGGGAGCGACGUGAUGCUGGUCGGGCAUGGCGAGGACCCAUUAGUAGCCUCAGAAGAAUCGGAGCGCCGGGGCGAGAGCGAAACGCGUUACGGGAGCGUGCUGAACGAACCCCGCGGCAGCGGCAGCGGCGGCGGCGGCGGCUUCCGUUGCGCGAAGAGCGGCGGCGAGGCGCGGAAGAACCGGUUCCUGGGCGGUCCGCGCAAGUCGCGCACGUUCGACGUGCUUCCGCAGGGCGCGGGGGAGGAGCCGACGGUCCUGGGGACCCGCGGAAUUGACAAGAGGGUAAUAUGUGGAGCGGGAGCGUGCGACGCUGCGGGUGCGGCGGCGGAUCGGAAUGGGCGGCAGGCGCGCGGAACAGGGGUGCUGCUGCGGCGGGGUAGCGCGGGGCUGGGGGUGUGGGUGGAAUCGGCAGAUCAUCACUCUCAGCAGCAGCAGCAGCAGCAGCAGCAGCAGGUGUAUGGGAGCGGGCAUGACGCAGCGGCGGAAGGGGGGGGCGAGCGGGGGAGGCGGCUACUCAAGGUGGCGAGCAGCCGCCACCUGGACCCCUCGCCGUCGCUCGCGUCGCCCGCGCUCCUCACGCCGCGCGAGCGCCGGCAGCUGCUCAAAAGCGGCAGCGGCAGGUGGGGCGGGCAGGGCGGCAGCGGCAGUACCACUCGCGGUGGCAGCGGCAGCGGCAGUGGCAUCGGCAGGAAGGGGGAGGGGGAGGAAGCGGACGACGAGCGCAGCAGAGAGAUUCCGCUGCUCUCCUCCCCUGAACCCCUCCGCGCGUGCGUUCCCGCGUCAGCACACUCCCCUAGGGCCUUCCGCCGUCCACCCCCCAGCUCUCCCCCCAGAGCGCUUAGGCAAGCCCUCGAGCUCUCCCCCUCACCGCCGGUCGCCCUGGCCGCGCACAGGCACGCGCUCGAGCUUCCCCCGUCGCCUCCCCCCGCCCCCGCGCAGCACAGGCACGCCCUCAAGCUCUCCCUCGCGUUCCUCGACGCGCUGGACAGCCCCUCCGCUGCUGAUGUGGCGCUGGGCGGCGGCAGCAGCAGCAGCAGCAGCAGGAAGGGGCACGCCGCGACUGCUCACGUGCAGUGCCAUGGUGACGCUGACAGUGACGUGGGUGGUGCGAGGACUGGUCAGGUGGCCGGUCAGGUGGUUUUUCAGGUGGGUGGGCGGCUGAGUGGUCGCGUGAGCGGCAGCAUGACGGAUAUGUACGCGCACAUGGAGAGAGUGGGUGUGGCGCCGGAGAGGGAGGUGAGAGGAGAGCAGGCGACGCAGGAGCCAAGGCUGCAGCAGUGGGAGCAACAGCAGCAACGGCAGCAACGGCAGCAACAGCAGCAGCGCUCAUUGGUGGGAGAUUCGACCACCUUCUUGCGACACGCAUCACACGCACAGGAGUUUGAUGCCACGUCAGCGCACCGACGAAGGUCCAUGGGAGGGGCUGCGGACGUGGAGAACGCGAGCAGGAGAGGUGGCGUGUAUCAGGAGCGGGGCGGUGACUAUAAUGAGAGUCAGGAUGCCUGGGAGCAGAGGGCGAUGCAUGCGAGCACGGGGUGGAGCAGGGGCGGGCAGCAGUGGCGCGAUUGGCGGGAGCUGAUCAGGAGCAGCAGCAGCACCAGUGGCAGCAUCGGCAUCGGUGAGGGCAGCGGUGGUGGCGGUGGGAGCAAAGGUGGCGGGGGAAGCAGGGGCGGUGGCGGUAAGGGUGAGAAGGUGAGGGAGGUGGAGGCCCUGCUGACGUCAUGCCACCUGCUGCGCCACUCACUCGCCUCCUCCUCCUCCUCCUCCGCCUCCACCCUCACCGCCUUCCGCACUGCGCUCGCACAUGCUCACGCUCACGCUGAUGCUCACGCGGAUGCUACGUUUGCUGGUUAUGGCGCCAGCCAUAGGCGGUACCACGUGGUGAGGGGGCGCAUAGGCGAGGGCAUGUUCGGCCGCAUCUACACGUGUGUGGAGCGCUGCUCGCGCCGUGCGUACGCGUGCAAGUCCAUUGCCAAGAAGAAGCUGCAGUGUGUGGAGGAUGCAGCGGAUGUGCGGCAGGAGGUGGUGAUGCUGCACAUGCUCAAGGGCCACCCGCACAUCAUUGGACUCAAGGAGGUUCUUGAGGAUCCCAAGUCCAUCCAUCUCAUCAUGGACCUCUGUUCGGGCGGCGAUCUCUUCGACGCAGUGAAGGCCCGAAAGCACCUGCCUGAGCCGCUAGCAGCACGGCUGCUGCAGCAGCUGGUGGGAGCGCUGCUUCACUGCCACUCCACCGGCAUCGUGCACCGUGAUGUGAAGCCCGAGAACAUCCUCCUUGUUUCCUCUUCCUCCGCUGCCGCUCGUGGCACGGGCAGCAUGGGGAGCAGCGGCACAGGUGCAGGAAUUGGAAAGGGGAGCGGUGGUCAGUUGUGUGAUGGGGCCGUUGGCGAUUUGUUGGGAGGAGGAGCAGCGGUGGGAAGUGGUGCAGGGUCGUUUCUUAGUGGUGGGGAGUGCAAUCUGCACAUCAAGCUCAUUGACUUUGGGGUGGCUGCCUUCCUUGACCAUGACGGCAUGUGCGGGCACACGGCGGGCACGACAGAGUACAUGGCUCCAGAGGUUCUCUCAGGCGGGCGCUACUCCCCUCAGGUGGACGUGUGGAGCGCAGGGGUCGUGCUCUUCGUCAUGCUCUCAGGCGUGCUCCCCUUCUGGCCGUCCCGCCGUGAGGGGCGCUCCACAGAAGAUGCCGUGCUGCGCCAGCCGCUGCGGUUCGGCCACUUCCGGUGGGCGGCGGUGUCCGGGGAGGCAAGGGACCUGGUGGCGAGGAUGCUGACGAGGGACCCCGAGAAGAGGAUCUCUGCUGCGCAUGUGCUCAGUGAGUGGUGGAGUUGGUGA
Molecule: messenger RNA, 4044 nt
Organism: Closterium sp. Naga37s-1
Lineage: Eukaryota; Viridiplantae; Streptophyta; Zygnematophyceae; Desmidiales; Closteriaceae
Source: the annotation of a GenBank genome assembly